Ictidomys tridecemlineatus (thirteen-lined ground squirrel) is the source of this 1065-nucleotide messenger RNA. NCBI's taxonomy places the organism in Eukaryota, Metazoa, Chordata, Mammalia, Rodentia, Sciuridae. The record is from RefSeq and is a predicted model, not a curated record.
AUGGAGUAGGUAUCAGGGAGCUGGCCAACCUGGUCACUCUCCCCAGUGGGCAGAGGGUUCACUAGGGCCCACUUGGUGGGUAAUUCCUGCUACCAAUUGGAGCAUCUCCGCUGAGCCCAGGGCAAAGAGGUAUAGGGAGAUAACGUUCUCCCCAAGUGUUCCAAGGAAUUCCCAGGAGUAAACUCAGGGCCUAGAAUUCACUAAGGCUUGUGACUGUCCAACAGUCACCAUGGAUCACCGAGGCCGACCACGGAGCAUAGGCCUGAACCGAAUUGCUGGGACCCAGGUCCGAGCCCCCCGGGCAUCACUUCCCUUGUAUGUGGAACAGGAGGCCAGGGAAGGAGAAGAAUGGGAGCGUGAGCUACCUCGUCAGAGGGCUCCUAUCUGUGCACCCCCAGAAAGCGAAGAACUGCCAGAAAAUGUUAUGAUUUCCAAGCCAGCACCUUAUUGGGAAGGAACAGCAGUGAUAAAUGGAGAAUUUAAGGAGCUCAAAUUAACAGAUUUUCGUGGAAAAUACUUGGUCUUUUUCUUCUACCCACUUGAUUUCACAUUUGUGUGUCCAACUGAAAUCAUCGCCUUUGGUGAUAGAAUUGAUGAAUUUAGAGCUAUAAAUACUGAAGUGGUGGCAUGUUCUGUUGAUUCACAGUUUACCCAUUUGGCCUGGAUUAAUACCCCUCGAAAGCAAGGAGGACUUGGAUCAAUAAGAUUUCCACUUCUUUCAGACUUGAACCAUCAGAUCGCAAAGGACUAUGGUGUAUAUCUGGAGGACUCUGGCCACACUCUUAGAGGCCUCUUUAUUAUUGAUGACAAAGGAAUCCUGAGACAGAUUACUCUGAAUGACCUUCCUGUGGGUAGAUCAGUGGAUGAGACCCUACGUUUGGUUCAAGCAUUCCAGUAUACUGACAAACAUGGAGAAGUCUGCCCCGCUGGCUGGAAACCUGGUAGUGAAACAAUAAUCCCAGAUCCAGCUGGAAAACUGAAGUAUUUUGAUAAACUAAAUUGAAAAAUACUUCAUCAAGUUUUAAUGCUUGAAAGUUCUCAAUAAAGGUCACUGUUUUAUUAUCA